This is a messenger RNA of Puntigrus tetrazona (Sumatra barb), 1718 nucleotides long. It is a transcript of the gene phkg1a, whose product is annotated as phosphorylase kinase, gamma 1a (muscle). Gene Ontology annotation, molecular function: phosphorylase kinase activity; calmodulin binding; ATP binding. Gene Ontology annotation, cellular component: phosphorylase kinase complex. The record is from RefSeq and is a predicted model, not a curated record. NCBI's taxonomy places the organism in Eukaryota, Metazoa, Chordata, Actinopteri, Cypriniformes, Cyprinidae. The transcript has 10 exons. The coding region runs from base 205 to 1389 and encodes 394 amino acids. Gene Ontology annotation, biological process: glycogen biosynthetic process; protein phosphorylation.
UUGGCUCUUGACAUUCACAGUUGCCCUUUGGGCGCCGUGUUGUUGCAGGCGACAGAGCCGUCGUAUCUCUCCCGGUAUAUGAACGUAAGAAGGCAGAGAUAUGGACUGAGAUCUGACCGCGCGAAUCGACGGAGAGCAACGCUGUUCAACGCAACCACUGAUAGCGUUUCUAACAGCUGACGGGUUUCGGUUGGGUCUAUAAUAAUGACCAAAGAAGAUGAAAUUCCUGACUGGGCGGGAGCACAGGACUUCUAUGAGAAGUAUGAUCCAAAGGAGAUCCUUGGAAGAGGGGUGAGCAGUGUGGUUCGACGCUGCGUUCAUAAACGCACCGCUCAGGAUUACGCAGUCAAGGUCAUAGACAUCACGCCGUCAGAUAAGAUGAGCCCUGAGGAGAUCGAGGAGAUCAGAAAUGCCACGAUAAAAGAGAUAGACAUCCUCAAGAAAGUGUGUGGGCAAGAAAAUAUCAUUCAACUAAAGGAUUCCUUUGAAACUAAAGCGUUCUUUUUCUUAGUGUUUGACUUGAUGAAGAAAGGGGAGCUUUUUGAUUACCUAACCGAGAAGGUUACACUAAGUGAGAAGGAGACAAGGAAGAUUAUGCGCUCGCUGUUAGAGGUGGUUCAGUUCCUUCACUCUCAAAACAUUGUGCACAGAGAUCUAAAGCCAGAAAACAUUCUUCUGGACGACAAUAUGAACAUCAAACUCACCGAUUUUGGCUUUGCUGUGCAGAUUGCACCAGGACAAAAACUUAAUGAGGUAUGUGGAACGCCAGGCUAUCUAGCUCCAGAGAUUAUCGAAUGCUCCAUGGAUCCUCACCACCAAGGUUACGGGACCGCCGUUGAUCUCUGGAGCGCGGGGGUGAUCAUGUACACCCUUCUUGCAGGCUCUCCUCCUUUCUGGCACAGGAAGCAGAUGCUUAUGCUGCGCAUGAUCCUGUCGGGAAGCUACCAGUUCACCUCUCCGGAGUGGGAUGACCGUUCAGACACUGUCAAAGACCUGAUCACCAGGUUGUUGGUGGUGAAUCCCGAGGCACGUUACACUGCCAGAGAUGCCUUAAACCACCCUUUCUUCCAGCAAUAUGUGAUCGCAGAGGUGCGACAUUUUAGCCCGUACAGGAAGUUUAAGGUAAUCUGCAUGACAGUUCUGGCGACGAUGCGCAUUUACUGCAAUUAUCGACGUGCCAAGCCAGUUACCAAAGAAGUGAUCAAGAGCGACCCCUAUGCGGUAAAGCCUAUCCGCAAGCUCAUCGAUGCCUGUGCUUUCAAGAUUUAUGGACACUGGGUAAAGAAGGGCCAGACGCAGAACAGAGCCGCCCUGUUUGAGAAUAGUCCAAAAGCUAUCUUGCUUUCUCUAGCAGCAGAAACAGACGAUUCAUCUUUCAGAAUGAUGUGAUAUAUGCAACGCACACUACUGAAAACUGCACAGGAUGGUGGUCAUGAAAUCAAUACCUCAUGCUGCGUGAUAUCGUGAGAAGUUUCGAUACGAGAGUAAAUGUACACUUUUGUGAAACUGUACUGUACCUGGAUACCUGAAGUUGUUAAUGCAGCUCAUAUUUAUUUAUUCUAAUGUGUGAUAAAUUAAUUGAAAUGAUAUAUAUAAAAAAAUGUGUAUGCAAACUGGUUUUUUGAUGUUGUGUAAAAUUAUCCAGAUCUGUCAAAUAAUGUUGAUAAAAAUACUUUCUUUAUCAAUGGCCAGUCAAAUAUAAAAAAUAUAAUGAAGUA